GAGAGGGGGAGAGAGAGAGAGGGAGGGUGGUGCUGAAUGAACAGCUCCUCGGCUCCUCAUAAAGUCAUCAGAGAGCUCCUCUGCUCCUCCGUCAGAACCAGCCAUGAGCCAGCCGAGCUCCCCGUCCUCCAGACCCGCGCACUCUCUCCGCCCGUCCCCCUGACUCACACCGAACCGGCGGCACCAUGAAGAGGCAGAACGUGCGGACCCUCACCCUCAUCCUCUGCACCUUCACCUACCUGCUGGUCGGAGCGGCGAUCUUUGACGCGCUGGAGUCCCAGAAGGAGACGAGCCAGCUGAGCAAGCUGAACCUGCGCAAAGCGGAGCUGCUCCACACCUUCAACCUGACCUCGGAGGACUUCGACGAGCUGGAGAAGGUGGUGCUGCAGCUCAAGCCGCACAAAGCCGGGGUGCAGUGGAGGUUCGCCGGCUCCUUUUACUUCGCCAUCACUGUGAUCACCACCAUAGGUAAGAGAGAGAGAGAGAGAGGGAGAGAGAGAGAGAGAGAGAGGGAGUCAGCCUGAGGUCAGCUCUGGAAACUUUGGUUUACUGCAGGCAGGGGGAAAGUUGUCAUGUUGAAUGAAGAUCAGCCUGUUUGAUCUGAGGAUUAAUCUGCUGGGAUGAAGUUAGGCGAGAAUCUGUGUUUGAUAGAGAGUCCUGAUGGAGCAGAGAGAGAGAGAGAGAGCUCUGCUGAAGGCUCAGGAUGAGGGGAAAUAUCACAAAUUAAUGUUGGAUUAUGAUCUGACACAGGCCUGCUCAUAUAGACCCUGUAUUCAGAACAACAGGUAGGCUGAAACUCUGAGGACACUAAUAUACAGAGAUAAUAAAGAGGAAACUUAAUCAAGGCUUUAAGACAGAGUUAUGAAAAAAGUUUGGAUCAUAUGUAACAGUAUAAGCUAAAUUAGUUUAAAGUGUGCAACUUGCAAAGGGAAAUGAUCCCAAUUAGUCCUGUAACAUAGAUAGACAUUAAUUUGCAUUUGUUGACCUGUUGUCAUGUAUAAAAUUCAUCUACAUAAACUAGAAGCUCCCACAGUUUUUGAAAGUACUAAUAAAGUAAAUUACCUAGUUUUAUCUCUUUAUAUACAAGAUAGAAACACAAAUUCAUAAAAACUGAAUAAUGAGAUAAUUUGAAAUGUUAGGACUACUAUUAUGAGAUCGGAGAAGGAGGAUAAACCAGGUCAUGGUAUUUUGAGAUGCAAGUCCAAAACACAGAGACUUUACUAACAUGAUAAAACAACAGUGUGGAAUAAUGUUUCCAAAUAUUGAAAUGAUAUAAUAUUCAAAAAUAAUAUCAAUCAUAUCUCAUAUUCAUGUCUUCAUGUAGACCUGUGUUUGUAAUAUGUUCAUUUCCUUCAGGGAACCUUCCCAAAGGAUAAAUAAAGUUAUAUCUGAUCUAAUCUACUCUAAUCUAAUGUCCCAGAAUUGGUAAAUAAAUAAACAUUUGUUUCACCACUUUGGGCGCUAAAGGGUAUAAAAAUAGCACAAAGCAAGGCCAUCAUCCAAAAGGUACAAAAAGUCCAUGUAUUUUUAUCUAUUUAAUGAGAUCAAUUCUGUGAUUUGAGAUAAUUUUGUUGUAAACUCUCAGACUACAGUUACAGUCAGAUUAUAUGACGCUGAUGGAGACCACAGAAGAUUGUGUUUACAGCGGCAGAGUCGGGGGGGGGGGGCAGGGUGAGCCAUGGCCGCCCCAAAAUCUUGAACUGUGAUUGGCUAUCAGGCCGUGUCAGAGGUGGGACUUCAGUAUGAAUGAACUAUUGAGGCUGUUUGUAGUAUCUGCUUUGAAAUAUGUUUGUACUGUUAGUUCGUUUGUUUGUUUACAUAUAUAUAUAUUUAGCAGAGAGUAUUUCUUUAUGUUGUCUUUUGUUAAGCUUCACACAGACAUAUAUAUAGAAUUAUUAUAACACCUAUUUGGUGCAGGUCAUUCAGGUGUUUGUGGUCACACAGAAAAGGGAAAUAACUGUCAGUCUGUGCCUCAGGUUGGCCACCCCAGUCUAAAAGGUCUAGAUCCGCCCCUGCAUUUUUAACCUCACAUCUCUAUAUCAUCUUCUUUAAUCUCGUCUUUUAUGGUUUUUAAGUUGUUGGAUGUAAAAUCACAUGAUAAUUAAAUUAUACGAGACUGUCUGAGAGAAAUGGUGGUGUCAGUUUUAAACCUCAUUACAGCAGCCUGAAUAUCGUCUGUAUUAUUUCCAACAGAUUCAGAGAAAAACUGAUUGAGUGAAGUCUGAACCUGAGCAGGUUUUUACCCGAGUAAUAAGUCCAAAUGUGAAGUUUUCAGUAUCCAAGCAGAGAAGGAUGAAAAAUAAGCUUCUGUCCAAAUCUGAAACCCUGCUGCUCAUUUCUGGAGGUUGUCAUUUCAGGGACGCUUCAGGCAUUUUAAGUUUAUGGUACUUUCAUUUGUGCUGCUGCUCAUUACUCCUGCCACAUAAGGCCUGAAACAUCAACACCCCCAGCUCUCUUUACCCACUUUAUUACGCGGCCGUCAUGUACAGUCACUCUGUUUUGAUGAUUUCAUUUUCACUCAGCUCCACUGAAUUUUUUUUCAUUACAUUUCAUUCCACUGAUAUUGAAGGUUUUAGCUCCAAGACCAAGUUAGGCAAACAUUUUAGAUAUUCAAAGAUCAAAAAAGGUUUUAAGACACAUCCAGACUAAGCCUAAAGUCACAUAUAGCUUACUGACAACAACACAACAAUGUACUGAAACUAUGAAGUCAUUUAAAGUGCUCAGUAAGCCUCAUUAGAUAUCAGUUAAGUUAGCGCUGAUUUGGUUGUGUUUAGUCUGUUAUUGUUGUUUUUGUCAUUGUGUCUACUUUAUUGUAAUGGAUGUUUAAAUAGAAGUGCUAUUAUUAUUAUUAUUAUUAUUAUUAUAUAAGUUAAAAACCUUAAAGACUGUUUUACUGCUGAAUCUAAGAUGCAGCAUUUUGCUCAACAGUGACCCCUGUGGCCAAAAACGGCAAUAACAUGUAAACAACAGUCAGUGCGUUUACAGUCACGGUUUAAUCGGACUAAGCUCAUAAUUUGUUUUUUUUUUCACAGAAUCAGACUUCUCUCAUUGUCUGCUUAUACAUGCAGCUGAGAAAAUCAAAUUACUGACGUGAUAUAAUAGAAUAAUAAAAUCGAAGUCUUGCUCAGCAGCACCCCUGGUGGACAUGAAUAGCAAUUGCAGGUUGAUGACUGAAUAUACUGUAAUUGCUCUUAACUAAGUUAUGAUAAAAUAAUAUUAGAUAUAUGUGUAUGUGUUAACAUUAUUUAAAAGGACAGAAGAAGUGAAGUUAAAGAUAUAGCUUCAUUAUUUGGUCACUCAGACUUAGCAAGUCCUUUUUUCGACAGCAUUCAGGUGUUGAAUUGGAAAAUAAACAAAGUAAAGAGUAAAUGAUUCCGUCAUGUGUUUGGACAAAGUUAUAAAAGUCUGUUUUUCACAUGUUAGCGUCCUCACCACUCUCCUGUGUUUUGUAUCCAGGGCAGUUGUUUGCGGUGACUUGUGACUUGUAACCCUAUCAGAUGUUAGCAGCUAAUUGCACACCAGCCCAACCCGGUGUCUGUGACUGCAUUCUGUAAUUGUGAGCCCAGCAGCUGCUGAAAACACAGUGAUUGGCGUUUCAGCCUGCCAUUAAGAAUUAAUGACAACACCAGACCCUCGCUGUUCCAUACAGCUCUUGGCACACAACAUUAACACUGUAGAUACCACACUGUACACACAAUACCCCGCAGCCAUGGCGUACAGUACAAACCUGAGAGUGGGCCGAAAUACGGAGACGAAACAUGGAGUUUUAGAUGAUUAAAGAAAUCGGAGCUGAGGCUGGGAUUAAGUUCAAGUUUUCCAACGAUAAAGGAGAGGCUGAAACCUUCGGAGGUUUAAAAAUAGAGCCUCUUAUUUCCUGAUAUAUUCGUUAAAAUUUAACUGAGAUUAUUUCACAAAUACACAGGACAUUGACAAGGUGCUGGUUAGAGAAAAAGGGGGUCUGGAGGUCCUUUUUCAGGGGGUUUUAAGCAUCAAACACCUUUUUUCUCUUUUAUUUUGAUCAAACUCAUUUGUAAAUGUGCGAUAUCCGUGUUAAAGAAACUCCCAGUUACCGUCACCUUUCUCAUCCUCUAUUGUUAGAUCUAUCCAGUUAUAUUUCUGAGGGCGCACGACUGUGAAGAUGGCAGAUAUUUGGGGGAGCUCCUCUGCACAGUCACUCACAGUCUGGGUCCUCAGGGCGCUCUCAAACAGUCACCCAGCUCCAGGGCCGCUCAUCCUGUCAUCAGAUUAUGUGACUGUGGCGCUGCAGUUCAAGGUCAUGUAGAGCGAGCAGACAAAACCACAACAUGAAAACACUGUUGGACAAAUAGGAGACAGCUCAUAUCCUCUGUGUGUUAUCUGAUGUGUGUGUAUGACAUCUGAUAAGAGCAGGAACAUGUGAAAUGAGGACAUGUGGAGCCGUUCUUUUGGGCAGCUGGCCUCUCUGUUCGUGUGUUUUAUUUGUUUAACACAUGUUGACAUACAGAAGUCUUUGUGGGACGCACAAUACGAGGUCAAAACACGUUUAGACGGGCUAAGGUAGAGGAUCACACACACACAUAUACACACUAACACACUAACACACACACACACAUAGAUGCUCCAAAUGGAGGAAACUAGGCCUCUUUUAAGUGAUCCGGAUCAUGUGGUUUUAAAGAAGACUGGGUUUCAUGUCAGUUAACCGUUUCCUUUCUUGUACCUUAACUACCAUUUUGUGGAUUUAUUAUUUAGGUGGAAUAACCCUUUAACUUUGUACUUUAAUGUUGUAUCGUGUUAAAUUAACAUGAUAUAGAUUUAAUCUGACUUCUGCUCUUUAGUUUAAUCUCUAAUCUCUAAUCUGUGUAACUCUCCUCUCAGAAGUCUCCUCUGACAGUAAAUCAGUCCUCUGUAAUCAUCACCCGUCAUGUUUGUUGUUUUUAGGAUCAUCGUUCACCUCUGGUUUAGAAGUUUGUGUUGAGGGAUUAUUCUUGUUGGACGGCCACACAUGAACUCGCCCGUCUGUAGGUGAUGAACUGGUUCUGGAGUCUGUGACAGGGGCGUGUCCAGACCUUUGGACUGAGGUGGCCUCGCUGGUUUCUGACUUCUGAAGGGGUCUAACACAUGGAUCUGUCUCCUCUAAUAUAUUUGAUUUAAUUAACCUGAAAUCCUGUAACAUGCUCUGAGCAGUAAGGUUCAGCCUGACCCACUCAUACUCUAAGUUCUGGACCUGUUCUGUCAGGGAGUCUUUACUGUUUGGCUUCACUUUUAAGGACCUGACAUGCUGUCCAUCUUUAUCAGUGCAGCACAAUACCUUAAAGGGUGUAACUUUCGACUUUACUUUAGCUAGUUUGGACUUUUAAGUUUGUAGUGAGACCUCAGGCCAGUCCAUUACGGACUACAGCGGGGUGCCGCAGCUCAAAGAAGAACAUUUAUGAUCAUUUCUUUAUCAUUUCCUUGAACUAAUAGUAAUUGUAAUAAUAGAUCUUCUGUCUUAGCGUCUCGGUCUGAUUGUAUUUCCAUGAAGAAAUGAUCAUAAAUGUUCUUCCUUGAGCUGCGGCACCCCGCUGUAGUGCUUAAUGGACUGGCCUGAGGUCUCUGUACAAACAAGCGUCUGCUGGAAGAGAGUAGGUGAGUUGUGUUUAGUCUCUUUGCUAAAGAAAUGAGUCAAAGUUAAAAAGAUGUUUGGUGUCUAGUACUAUGUCUGUGACCCUAUAUGUCCUGUUGAUGAAGUUAGGUGCUGUUCUGAGCAUUAUUUGUGGCUAUAGAGUGGCGUUUUGGUUGGGGGCGUGUCUCUCUGUAUUGCUAUCCUGCGGUCGUUACUAAAGUUGGUAUAACUAGAGAAGCAAGCGGUCGACAACAUUCAUCUCAGGAGGGGGGGUCUAACUCGGUGUUACGGUGGGUUUGACCCUAAAUUAAUUUUACGCCGGAAUAUCCCUUUAACUGACUCACCUCUGAUCACACAGCCAAUCAGUGACCUUAAAUCAGAUCUCAGGACCGCCCCGCAGACAUAUCCCUAAAAUAAAAAUGCAUUGUGGGUAAGAAAAAGCAGCUGUGAUCCCUAAAGAUAGCAUCGGUAAAACCGUCUGGUUGGUUUGUGAGCUUCUUCUUCCAGAUUGAAGAAACUUGGGUCAGAUGAGGUUCUGUCACACUCAGAACUUUAUCAUUUUGACGGACCGGGAGCCCUCUUCAGUAUUCCAGAGUAAAACGGGUCGGUGCUGAAAACAGAGCAGAUGAGCUCAGCAAAUCGUCUCUGGGUCAGUGAAUCUGACGAUGAAUUAAACAUUUGAUCAUUUUUCUCCGCUGACACAGACUUUGAAUCGGCACCGAGCAUGAACCCAUUUUCAGCCGCGGUAUAAUUAGAGGGCAGGUUCUGAAUUAUUAAUGGUAAUUACUUGCAUUAGGAUCGUCAUUAUUAUUCAGUCAGCUUAAGAGGUUAGUGUGGUUAGUGGUUGAGUGCACAUAGAGUAAAACUCUUACUAGCUAUUCCACACGGGUCCAGACCAUCAGGCAGAGCGAGAGAGCGACUUUAGAGGAGAGAGGCGAGCGAAAAAAAGGUGACAGAACAUGUAAACAUACAUCUUUAAAACAGCGCUGAAUACUUCUGAAGAAGUUAUACAAAGACAGGAUAACAGAUGUUUACAGUUUUCCUCUACGACAACAUGUGGUAGCUUUUCCUCAUGUGUUCAUGUCGACCUUGGGAUGUGAUAAUAAAAAAUAUUAGUUCAUCCAAAUUCAUUUAAAAGGUGGGGUCGGCAGGAAUCCGAUAAAGAAGCAUCUUUUUUUGUGGUGUAUAAAAAAGAAAUCUUCUAAUAUCAGUCAAUAGUUAUUAGUUAUUGAUUAUUUGGUAAUAUAUCGAUAUCGCUGUGUUCUCUUAUGUCUGUGUCGUCAACAUUUGAACAUUUUUGAGCGGUCCGCUCUUUCUGACUGUAAACAAAGCCGUUCUCCACCUCCUCUAACCUGAUUGGUUGUGAGGCAGACGCCGCUCCCCCGUGUCGUUCAGGAGCCCAAACAAAGUUAGCGUGCUACAAUAUCGGACAGUAGAAACCAACCAGAAAGUUCGGAAAAUUGUCUGAAUCCUCCUUUGGCCACGACUGCCGACACAAGCAAGAAAACAAAGUAAAUACCGGAGACUCUGGAGGAAUAACGGGCGCUUAAAACGGAGGUAGACCGGACAAGAGCUAAAUGGGACUUACUGCACUUUUCAAAUCAAGUUUUUGGCAUUUUUAUCUAUAAAUGAAGUAAUUUUUUUUUUCAGUGUGACUGACAUUUUCACAUCUUGGAGUCAGAUCAUUAAACUGUCUGAGAAAGUUUUGACCAAAAAUCAGACAGAAACGAAAACUCGAGUCCUCGGACUAAAACAUGACACUGAAAUCUCUUUUAGAUAUCGGAUCACUCUAUCGCUCUGAUAUCUGUCAAAACUCUUCUCACUUUACAAACCGAGCUUCGUGUCUGUCCUGACUCUUUAUAGGAUGACAGGUUAGUGAUCAUCAGAGCAGGUUCAGUUUACAGUUUAAUUGAAUUAGGUGGUGAAUUGAUCCUGACCCUGCUGCAGGGCUGCUCCUCCUGCUCCUCCUGCUCCUCCUGCUCCUCCUCCUGCUGCUCCUGCUGCUGCUGCUGAGCUUUAAGUGAUUAUGGAGCUAAUGUGACUGUAACCCUCCCUGCUGCUUGCAUAAAAGAGCUUUAAAAAACAGAGCAAAUUACCUUGCAUAACGCAGUGUCAUGCUCUGCAGGGAGGAUCUGCCCUCCUCACAGAUCAGACAGACACAGUCAGAUGUGAUGUGACAGACUGGCUGGAAAAAAACAAAUCAGGUUUUUAACAAAGAGGAGGAGAAAAGGUUCAUUUGUGAUUAAACACACGUGUGUUUUUGUGAAUAAUGAGACUUGGACCCUGUCUCCUAAAGGUCACAGGAUAACUCUUUAUUGUUGAGUUUAGGGGCGUGAAUUAAGAAAGAGUGUUGGAGUCGGAGCUGCAGGGCUGUCACUGAGAGCAUGGAGAAGCCUUGUGUUGCUACGGUAACGGAGCAAUCCCCAACUUCAAAACAAAGACAAGACCAAGUGUGCAACCGAAUAAGACAACUUGGUUGGUAACGGGAGACGGUCGGCUUCCUGUAAAACUCGCCACAAGUGUUUCUGUUGCCACGCCGACAGACCGGAAUUUGUUUGUCACUUUCCAAACACUCGGGGUCGAAUUCAGGGUCCAAAUCAAAGGGAUCAUGUCUACAACAGUACACCUAAGAACAGUGGAUUUGUAGCAUGGCAACAGUGGAAGAGGUUCCUGGAGUUUAAGUGAGGGUUUUUAAAAGACACCAGCCUGAGACAAAUAAAGACGUAAAAGUAAAACAGACGGAUGAGAGGAACAACAAACAGACGGAGAAUGAGGAUAAUAGACCCGAUAAAUUUGUGUUGUUGUUUAAGAAUAACCUCAGCUGCUCUCUAAUCUUGAUCACAUGAUCUUUUUUCACAGACUGACAACAAAGAUUCCCAAAAUUUAACAAAAUUUGACCAAAACUGUUUUUGUUUUUCUCAUCUGAACUAAAUAAUUUCCCCUUUAUCUGAUAAAAUCUUUUAAAAAAAGUCUCUUUAUAAAAUUAUUUUUAUCUGUGCAUUUGUUGGAGAGCUUGGACAUUUGUAAAAUAUAUUUAGUUUUUAACUUCUUAAAUUUGAAGGAGUCAAACAUCGAUUAUUACGAUAAAACAACAAUAAGUUUCCUGAAAUGACAUAAGUUGUUAAAGCUCCAAUAAGGAGUUUUUUAAAGUUUGUAAAAUAGACAGAAAAUCAUGUAGAUGCCUUUUCAUGACAUCCAAAAGCAAACAAGACCAUCAGUGACAAGACUGAUGACUUUCAUCUCCUCAUUAUUUAUUCCUGAAACGGGUGCAAGGGGGCGGAGUCACUCCAGCAGCUGAAGAAACAAUAACUACAAAAAAAAAGAUCCAUACGACUUUAAAAGUCAGCAGGAUGAGAUUUUAAAGGAAAAGUCAUUUCUCAAACAUGCAAACAGCAAAAUAAGUGAAGACUGCUUUGUCCACAGGGGGCGCCAAAAUAGACACCAAACAAAAGUCCCUGACAGGAGCUUUAAUAGGUUUUUAUGUGUCUACUAAAUAUCUAAACAGACAAAACAAACGUCCUCCUCCGUCCACGUUUGUAGACUCUGCGAAUCUUUUCAGUCUUUAAAAACUUUGAUUUCCUGAAUCACUGACGUCCUGAAUCAGUUUUUCUCUUUUCUUAAAGUUUGCACAGACACACACGGAUGGAGACACACACCCUGAACUAACUGUGUUUGUGGUUUUUUCACGCUGAGCUUUGCGUUGAUUUUCUGGCCUGUGAUCGGUAAAAGGAUCUGGUUUUAUCUCUUCUCAGUCUGUCUCCACUUUGGUUUAAAAAAGCAGAUUUUCAGUAUCAGCGGUUAAACUGCAGAGAGCCGUCUCCACCCGAGCUCAGAGCUGAAACGUCCACAGCUAUUAUUGGCUGAGGAGACUUGUUUCUGUGUCUGCGGCUGAGAAAGGCUGAUGGCGCUGACUCUCAGUGCUGCUGCUGCUCCGUUCACAUGACCAGCGAGUGUUUACCUCUUCUACUCCUGCUGUACGCUCAGUGGAAAGUUGAGCUCUUGCCUGGCUCACUAAACAAAACAUGACUUUGUAUUUAUUAGACUUCAUAACCCGGUGGGGCCCAGCUGGACUUUAACCAAAUACAACAGUAGUCGGUAUAGAGGGAUCUGAGCGUGUUUCUCUCUCUCUCUCUGGAAGUUUUCCUCUCAGAUAAACGCAGAUACAGAUAAACGUGUGAAGUCUCAGCUACUCGGGGAGAAACCGACGCCUGCUGCGAGGUUUAUUUGAUCAGAAAUGUGAACUCUGUUUUUCUUCGUGUCUGAAUGGAAGAGUGCCAACAAACUCAGGCCCUUCAAUAUUAGAUUAUACGGCUCUCUACCACCCAGAGCUUUUAGUCCGGGCUGGACACUCAAUUUACAUCCUAAUCCUUCAGUGGAAAUUUGAGAUUAACGGAGAUGUGUCCCAGCGAUGCUGACACCGAAUAUGUGCAACAGCUCCCUCAACACUUGAGCGCUGUAAUGGAAAUAUACAGUAGCAUCCCAUCAGUAUCUGAUGUUUUCAGAGUUUAACCUCUUAUUGUCGUUCUAACGUUUCCUUAAAUCCAGAAAAAUCAGGUUUUAUUUAGCAGGAACAUAAACUUCAUAAACUGUAAAUCUGCACCACAGAAAGAAAGUUCAAUAACUUUAAUGUAAGUGUUCAUCUCUCUGCUCUCAUUGGUGAACAGAGCUGUCAAUCAUGAUGUCACACCAAGGUUUUUAACACUGAUUCACAAAUAAAAAGCCGAUCACUUCAAAAAAUUAACACAGUCAUGACUAACAGCACGUUCAGGUGUGUGAAUAUUUUGGUUUGUUUGACUCAGGUUUCAGUGAUGAAGGAGGCUUUGCUGUAGCCAGUCACCAGGGGGCGCUCUACAGGUUUUGCUUUCAGUUGCUGCACUGUUUAUGUCCUAGAAAGGGUUCAAAAAUGCAGUCUGGGCAUAAGGAGGACAUUUUUAACUGUAGUCAACUUUUCCUGGAACAAAUGUAAACUCAAUUUAAAAUGAUGCUGUGAACUACAGAGGAGUUUAGGACGAGGGGUGACAAGAGUCCAGAUUUAGAGAAUAGAUCUAAAAUGUUUACAAAAGAAGAAACUCAGGUCGGAUAAAAAAGUUAAACAUUCAACGUGGAGAUAAAUGUCGAGAUACAAUAUUUAGGUAAAAAGUCGACCAACUGUAAAAGAAAAGAAAAAGUUGCCUUACAUACAUUUUAUUUCUGAAAUCGCUGUGGUUAGUAAGAGAGGAAGAGAUGACUGGAGUUGAUGGUGUCAGUUAUGGUUAAAAAAGACUGAAGGAGUGAAGGGUCGAUCAGUAAAAGGUGUGUUAUUGAUCCGUCAGACACUGAUAGAAAUGAUCAGUCUGAUGUGGUCGCUGCAGACAAGUUCACUUAUUGGACAGAGGAGGAGCUGAUUUAACAGAUUUAACAGAUUCAUAAAUUUAAAUAUCAAUGAAACUCAAAACAGACAAAGAAAGCCCCAGUGAUGAUGUGUGAUCGAUCAGUAUCAGUCCGUUUAGUCGGAGUCUUACUGUAACUUAAACUGGAAGAUUAUUGGAUUAUAGACAUGAUCAAGUUCUUGUUAUUUACAUUAAUUCUUUGUCGUAUUCAGGGAAACAGUGAGUUAAAUAAACAUCAUUUUCCAACAGCACAACAUUAAGCGUAUAAACCCAGAACAAACCUUGGCUCUUUAUUCUGUUGACCUCACUGAUCUGUUUUUGGGAUUUCAUACAGAAAACUUCUGCAGGAUUUUUGUCGUAUUUCCAUUGAUGGAUCUUGUUUUAUGGAGUUGAUGUGAUCCCGUCUUAGACACAGAGUAAAAUAACGUACCGGGCGGCCGUGUGCAGAGUGGACUCCGAUUGUCGUGGGGGGGGGGCUGUCUCCUCAGUAUGGCUCUGUCACUGCGUGUCUCCUCUUCUGACCUGAAAAGGAAAGGUAUUGGAGACAUGUUUGAGAGUGCAGACGGCUCAGCUGGGACCUGAUUCCUGGAACAAUGUUGGUCAUAAAGCUGUUUGGUCGUGUUUCCUACAGGGAGGAGGAGGAGGAUGGGGUUUAUUUAGACCCUCAAAACAGAACAUUUCCAUCAGCAGACUGUAGUUAUCAUUGUUAGUUUGUGUGUCAUUUCAGCAGUUUGUACCCAUACAAGUUAAUUUGUCCUGUUUAUAAAUAUAGAACAAUAAAACCUCUUAGUUAUUCAGACUUUUUUACUUGAAUUCAGCGACAAUCUGACAUUAUAGGCAUGGAGAUCAUGUGUAAUAAUGCUCUUUAAUGUUAAAGUCACUGGUAAAAAAAUUAAAACUGUGUUUUAUUUAACAGAUUUUUUGCAAUAAAGUUCGUAAACAAGUGUCAUAGUUUAAAGUAUCAGGGCUGUCGUGAAUUCUGGUUGUCCCUCAUGUUAAACUGGUCACCAUCAGGCUGUAGAUGUUUGCAGGUCAAAGUAAAUAAAUAAACAAGAGGACAAUUAACAUUAUUGUUUAAGGCUUUAAUUCAGCUGAGAACAAAAACAGGGACCAAUGGGGAAUUUCUCUGCUUUAGUAACCAGCCUCUAAUGGACACUUGAAGAACUGCAGUUUUUUUUACACAUUUACACUCAGUCUGUUUCCAUGACACUUGAGAAAACCGAAUUAUCGCCGUACUCCGAUUAAGACCGGACAACUGAAGGUCAUGUAAACACCUUAGUCUGACUGUAAUCGAAAUUUGAGAACUCCAAUAAAGAUGUACGAUGCUCCAUCUUCUUGUUUCUCCAAAAUGCCCAGCAGCAGUUGUAGACAUUUCUGACAUCUGACACCGACCUGCUGUUGUUGUGUCAACCGUAAAAGACCCAUAUUGCCCCCUAGUUUUGGGGAGGAGGACACAUUCACGUCAAUAAUUUCAGCAGCAUGUACGCGGACAAGGAGAGAAGUCUGAUUCAGCAAAGAAAAAAGAAAUUAUGAGCUUAGUCUGAUUAAUCUGUGGAUGUAAACGCACUGAGUGACUUCCUGAUUUGAGAUUGGGGGUCACUGCUUGGUGUAAACUAGUCCAGGUAACGGUCUGUGUCCAUUCACACCAGCACCCACAGCUUAAAUAUCAGAUCAAUAUUAAAUAUUAAAGAACCAGACUUGUCUUCAGACUGCCAAAUUAACAAAAAACUGCUUAUUUUAUGGCAGAUGGGUUUCUUUCAGGCCUUUUUGGUACAUUUGUUAAUUCCUUCAGCUGGUGCGACCGACAACUCCGACAGAUACUAAUGCUAUUCUGCAAAAAUAUAAAAUCUUUAAAAGUCUUUGAAAUUAAAUUCAUUUGCUGCAGUUCGCUCACAAUCAAUAAAUAAAUCAAUCAACCAAAUUUUAGUUAUAUAGUGCCAAAUCACAACAUCGCCAUCUUAAGACACUUUCCAAAGAAACAGGUCUAGACAGCGCUCAUUGUUUGAUGAAUAAUCAAGACCCAACCUAAGAUGGGACAGAUUUAACCUCAUCUUAUCGAACAUGAGUGACAGUGGCAAAACAACAACAACAACUUCCUUUUAACAGGCAGAAACCCUGGAGAGGACCAGACUCAUGUUAGACAGACACCAGGCCGCUGCUGGGUCGGGGAGAAAUGCAGAGAAACAUGGAUCACUAUCAGAGGAUUCAUCCAGAAUUCAUGUCACAAAUGAUCUGACUGUAACAGACACACACACACACACAGACACAGACACACACAGACACAGACACAGACACACACACAGCAGCAGCAGCAGCGCUUACAGAAGAAUCAGGACAUUUGUUUUCAUGAUACCACAGAGACACACAGUUAUCAGACACACAAACAUGCAGACUGUCAGUGUUUAUUUGGGUGCUGGUUUACACAGAGACGCUCCGUAUGUGAACAUUUGUGUGUCUGUGUCUGUGUCCUUUUGAACUCUUUAAAACCUCCUGAAUAAACAGAAUUACUGUACAGAGACGAUCCGACAGCAAAAACACACAAACAACACCAUCACAGAGCAGAUAACGUUCACCAUGAAAUAAAGAAGAAACAUCAUUUAAGAAAAAAGUGAAAUUUAUCCCGAUAUGAGGGAAGCUCCUCAUUCUGAAACCCAAACAGCAGCAGCUUCCUUCCCUCUGCUGCUGCUAUAAAAAGCUGAUAUCCUGCUCCCAACACGAUCACACCAGUGGAAAUCUCCCCGAGGAGCGCGCAGUGUCAUGACACGCUGCGCUCGCACACAUUUCUCUGCGAGUGGAGUGUGGAGGGGGUUCAGACCCGCCGUCUGAGGGUUGAAUCUCUGCCCAGAGCGCUCAGCUGUCUCCACAGCGCCAAGAGAUGCUGCUUUUCUGCCUCAGUGCAGACAUGUGCCAUGAAAAAUCUUUCCACAUCAGACCUCAGCAGCUCCUCCUCAGCGGUGUGGAACGUGUCCUGAGUGUUUAUGUUUGCUUAUCAUAACAACCUGGAGUGAUUUUCACACAACUGAGCGGCUCUCAGAGAGUCUGUGGAGCCCAGAGAGGACCAGAGAGGACCAGAGCGUGUGUCCGUGCUUUUACGCUAAACUGGCUCAGAGGACUUGAAUGAUCUGUCCGGACCUUUGCCAAGUGUCUGCAGCUCAGACCGGCAUAUUUUCACUCUCUCUGGGGUUUUUCUUUUCCAAUUUGUUUGCAGCGUCUGUUUAAUCUCUCUCACACAUGUACAGAGGGUUAACAGUAAUAACAAUAACUGUGUUUGCCCCUGUGUGAGGACAUAUUUAAUACUCAUACAAGUUUAACAACAGUCUGAUAUCUUGCUAACCCAUUUCCUCUGGAAUAAUCCGGGCGGCACAGCUGUCAGGGGUUAUGGGUCUGAUCCCAGAGCUCACCUGAGUUCAUGUCACCUUUUUAAACUUGGUGUCAAAGAAGAAAAGACUGUGAGUCUGUCCAAAGAGGAGGUCUAGUCUGAGUGUUUGGAGGGUCAUGUGUUCAGACUUAAAGGUAGAUCUGAAAAAUAAAGAUUCAAAAGGUAAAUUAAUAAAAAAAACUCACAUUUUUAAAGGACAGGAAAAAUCCAAAAAUCCAAAUUCAGGAAAUCUGAGGAACUCUAGAGGACAGUAAACCAACAGCAACAGGUGUGACAGACUAAACACAGGUGAGACUAAUCAUGGCUGAUCAAAGAAGGAAGUAGAACUAGACUCAACAAGCUGAGGAAACAGGAUUUCAAAAUAAAACAGGAAACUGGAGGAAGAAGUAAAAACCUAAGAAAUGAAGAUCAGUGAGGAGCUCACAGAAACACAGAGAUGAUACUGGAAUAUAAAUAAAGAGAAAAAAAAACUGAACAUGAGGAUUUCCUUCACCUCAGGAUCCUGCUGGAACAGAUGGAGAGGUCACGGAUCGCAGGACCGAGGACGGAUUCAUUUCAGCUCAGAGGAUUUGGUUUGAUAUGUUUGGACUGGGUUACUGGGUUUACAGAGACCAGAAUUCAACAUGAGACAUCCGACCAUACUAAGACCGGGAUAUGAUAUGAUCCAUAUUAUGAUAGUCAUUAUUUUUAGACAAUAACAUGGAGGCAACAGUGGCUCUGUCUCUUUUCACCACAAAAUCUUAAACUUUAUAUGAAUAUUAGUUUGUAAAAGUUAAGAAAGUCAGAUUUUUCAUCCUGCUGGUCUGGGUGGAGAAAGGAGGAUUAUGAUGGACUUGUUGUAUAAAAUUAACAGAAUUAACCCUGCGGCCCUCAGCUAACUCAGACGGUCUCAGGAAUCAUUGUUUAUAUUUUAGAUCUGCAGAGAAGAAAUUAUGAAGGAUUUUAAACAUCCGACCAGAACAAUCAUCAUCGUCAUCUUGUUUACAAAACCUGUAUUAGUCUGAGUUUCUCUUAUUCCUGAUGUAGUUUAGCUCGUCAUCGUCUCGUCUUCAUCGUUGAUAAAAAGCGUCAGUGCUGAAUAUUUAUUAUCAGAAUUUUUAUAAACAAAAUUAAAACGGGUGUUUGUAAAAACCUGAAAUGCUCUCGUAUUUUUCUCUCAGGUUAAAAAAUUUAUCUUCUACGCUUGUUUGUUCAAAUUGCGAUAUUUGCUGCAUCACCUGGUUUACCUCUACUGCCCCCCAGAGGCUUAAGUGUGAACAGCAUCUUCAGUAAUGUGGUUUAUGAGAUAAAGUGACACAAUCCAGACUCUCGAUUUACCGGUCGAUCUACGUGCCGAUCCUCACCUCUGGUCAUGAACUUUGGGUAAUGACCGAAAGAACAAGAUCGCAGAUACAAGCGGCUGAAAUGGGUUUCCUCCUCAGGGUGUCCGGGCUCAGCCUUAGAGAUAGGGGAAGGAGCUCGGACACUCGGGAGGCGCUCAGAGGAGAACCGCUGCUCCUCCACCUCCAGAGGAGUCAGCUGAGGUGGCUCGGGCAUCUGGUUAGGACGCCUUCUGGACGCCUCCUGUUAGAGGUGUUCCAGACAUGUCCCACCGGGAGGAGAUCUUGUGGUCGGCCCAGGACCAGGUGGAGGGAUUAUAUCUCUCGCCUGGCCUGGGAGCGCCUGGGAAUCCCCCCGUAGGAGGAGCUGGUGGAAAUCCACUUAUUAAGGGUGUUGAAAAGAUGUUGAAACAAAAUGCAAAAAGAAGAUUUCCCUGGAUUAGUAUUCUUGCAUUUGUCCGAUGAUUAGCAGGUGUCCAACAUGAAUCCACAGAAUUGUUGUUAAAUUGGCAGAAACCUCGAGACGAACCAGAUCUGUUGGUUGUCAUCCAUCUGCCGAGAAAAAGAGAGAGAUUAGUGAAGAUAAACAGAGAGAUACAAACAUGAGAGAUAACAGAGAGUCAAAGUGAGGAAUGUUGGCUCAGACGUAUGUAAACGAACCAAAGCUUGUCACUCAGUCAAAGAGGAUCCAGGUUCAGCUGUUCCACUGAAACCAUCUGCACCGACCCCCUCCCUGUGUUAAAUGAACUGGGGGGCCCGAUGGUACCACGAUGUUCCAUCAGAAGUGGUUUUUGGAUGGACAAACAGCUUCAGUAAACCCGUCUCCCCCCUCCGGCAUCGUUUUUGAUGUCCAACAACUUCAGUGACUUUUUGAAACCGACAGUGAAACGUUUAAAACCCUCCGGGUCCGAAACGCCAGCUGUGCGGAGGUGAGGAAGUCAGCAGAGUCUGAAACUCUCCGAGGCUUUCUGUUUCAGCAGAUAUUAUUACAUCCUGCUUUUUUAUUUCAUGUGUCACAAACUGUGCUGCUAUAUUCACACCGUUAAAGUAUGAACCGUCUGUAAUUAUUCAGUUUUCUUUAGCUAAUCAUCAUUUUUGGCACCGUGAACCGACCUCCAUAACUCGUCCAAACUACUAUAAUAUUAAGAUUGGAGGUUAAAACAUGUCGUCCUUGACUGAAGCAGAUUUGUCUUCUGUCCAAGUUUGUGUGUCCUCAUUUUGAAUAAGUAGUGAUUACAUAAUUUACAACAAAUCAUAACAAUGACAAACAGUUUCUGUUUGUGAUCAUCGUGGGUUUUCUAAAGAUCCUCAUUCCCAUCAUUAAAGUGAAGUAUGUCCUCAUGAGAAGACUCAUCUCCGUCCAUUCUCAUAAACCGAAGAUUGCUUAAUGGAUCCGGACUAAUAAUAGAGCUUUUUACUGUGAAAAGAAAACAAUCAGUCCAAUUAUGGGCAAACUCGAUUGAAAGGCCCUCCAGUUACAGAGUACUGUAGAUUUCUCACCGCUCAAAAACAACGACAACAACAGGAAGUGAGUUUGUGAAACUGAAGACAUCAUUCACGCCGAUCUGCCCGUGAACCAACGACCAAUCACAGCAGCGAUGAAACGGAUGAGGCUGAAGGUGUUCGGUUACUGCCGAUCAGUGAAAGUCGAACCUGUUUCUUACCAAAAAAAAAGUCCGUUAAUAAUGAGUGUUUGUUUAGUUUAAAUCAAAAUAAAAGAUCAGACCCUGUCCAGACCGUCAGAGUCUAUAACAGUGUUAAUGCAGUAAAUCUGAUUUUACUUCAGUUUUAAUAUAGUUUAGUAUCUGAGCUGGAGACAGUCCUGCAGAUCUGUUGGGGUGAACCUGCGGACUGAGCGGAGGCGGAGCUGCCGCCCUCCUCCUCCUCCUCCUCCUCCUCCUCUGUUUGUCUAUCUGCUAACGCCAUAUGUGGCGCCUGAGGCGGCGGUUCGCCCACCAAGGUGAUGAGGAGCCCAAUUAAAGCCUGAUGGUCAUUUAGCAGUCAUGGUCACUCUCAAUGUCUGAGCCGCAGGAAUCUGUUCAAAACACAUAUUUUUAUCAAAUCCACCAUCUUUGAAAACAGGAACAGACCUCAGAAACACAAACAACAUCAGUUUAAGAACAACAGACACAGAGACAGGCUUUUCUAUUCUAUUCUAUUCUAUUCUAUUCUAUUCUAUUUUAUUCUAUUGCUGCGUUCGAGUUCUGAAUUACCUCAGAAGUCAGAUGUCUGAGCUGGGAAUGAUGUCACACCCGAACUACCAGCGUAAGUUGGAAAAAAGCAAAAUCUGUGGCGGAAACAAGAUAGCUACAUCUACCAAAGUUAUUUUAGUGCUUGCCUCAUACGAAUAUAAGCAAGGACAAGCGCUAAAAUAAUUUUCGUAGAUGUAGCUAUCUCCGCUUCUGCCUCCGAUUUUUUUUUCUUCCGACUUGGCGCUGGUAGUUCGGGUGUGACGUCAUUCUUAGCUUGGACAUCUGACCGCCAAGGUAACUGGAACGCAACAUAUUCUAUUCUAUUCUAUUGCUUUAGUCUAUUCCUUUUUUAAGGAUUUACUUAAAAUCAAAAAUAAAACCAUAUCUAUCUAUCUUUUUAUCGAUUCUACUCUAUUCUAUCCUAUUCUGUUCUUUUCUAUUCUAUUCUAUUCACGCUCACAGCUAUUAGACCGACUUUCACAGUAAUUUCAGAUUUGUUCUCAUUUCGUGAUAAAAAGUCGUCUCACAUCGUUUGAAUAGUUGUGAUGUCUGAUUAGGAUGUAAAAAUGUGUGUCGUCGGCAUAACAGUAAAUUUGUAUUCACUAUAUUUACAUUUACAGGUGGUAUUAUCAAGAGAAGGCAAGUAAAUAAAAAGAGAGAUGGACCCAGAACUGAACCCUGUGGAACCCCAUAUGAUAAGUUUUCUGUUGGUGAUACUGAACCAACCACAGAGACCAGAAAAGAUCUGUUAACCAGGUCUGACCUGAACUUCUGUGAGGCCACAUCACCAACACACCUCUGGGGUCUGUCAGUGAGUCUGAGAUACAAACAAACAGGAGAAAAUGUAAAAUCUCAUUAUCUGGAUGUUCAGCUUCUUCAGACCCCAGAGUCCACGUGUUUUUGGCGCUCAGUACCAGCCUUGACAGACCGCCUCCUCUUAUCAGAGACGGCUCACGGUCAGAUUUCUUCUCUCGCAGUUUGUCGAAGUCGUUCAGAAAGUUCUGCACCAAACAGAUAAAAUGACGAAAGCGUCAAAAUGUUCAGAGACGAGGAGCAGCAGGCGGUGCGCUGAGGGGGCUCACGCUCGGCUAUAAUAAGACCCAUUACUCCAUUUAAUUGCAUCAGGUCGUUUAGUCAGGUGUUAGCAUCAGCCUCAUGCAUCACAUGACAUGUCAUACGACACGAUAGCUUUACAGUGCGGCAGUGAGGCGAGUCACACGGCGCUGAUGGGCACUUAUGUCUGCUGUAGAAAGCUGCUGUCAGAGGACCACACACACACACACGCACACACACACACACACACACACACACACACACACACACACACACACACACACACACACACACACACACAUCUCCUGUAGAUAUCAGCGUCUAAUUAUAGAAAUAAAAAACAUAGAACAUCAUUUUAUUUUAAAUCAAACUCAGUGGAAUUAAACUCGGUCCUGCAGAAACAUGGAGGUUAGACAGAAACACACUGGUCCAGAUAUCAGGAAUAUAAACCAAUCACAAAGUCACACCAAGUGGACUAUUUCAGACUGGUUUAUAAACUUAUUUGGCACUUUAGCAGAUGUAAUGUUGUCCCUGAAAACAGUGAGUAGAAACAAAAAAGAAAAAUGGUCACUAAAGCCUGAUGAUCGUCUUUUUCUCUCCCUCGAGCUGCUGAUGGAUCAUGAGUUUUCUUGGUGCAUGUUUACUCUUCAGAGGUUAAAAUCUCGAACCUUAAACCUGGACAUCAGUGUUGGUUAUCCUCUUCCAAAACUUGAUUUAACAAAUUAGAUUUUCUGCUCAGAAAUAAUGCAGACAGGUUUAUAACUCUCCGAUGAAACAGUCAGUCUGUUUCCAUGACGCUCAAGAAAACCGAAUUAUCGCCUUACUCCGAUAAAGACCGGACAACUGAAGGUCAUGUAAACACCUUAGUCCGACUAUAAUCGCAGUUUGAGAACUCUGAUUAAGACACCCAGAUAAUGAGAUUGGAAUGCGAUUAUCUCUACCAUGUAACCAGCGUAGUCGGAGUAUGAUCGGACAAUGCAUGUGUGCGUGCGCGAAACCCCCGUAGAGAAGAGUAGAGGAGUAGCGUUGGUCUCAUCUUUAGAAAAAGUAGCGCGUCCAUCAUGUCGGACAAAAACAACGCUGUACGAUGCUCCAUCUUCUUGUUUGUUGUAUGGGGUCGGAAACAGUGCCGCUGAAAAGACCCAUAUCGCCCCCUAGUGUUGGGGAGGAGGACACGCUCAUGUCAAUAAUUUGGAUUUUCUCAGCUGCAUGUAAACGAGGACGAGGAGAGAAGUCUGAUUCAGAGUGUUGGGCGUCUCUUUCCAAAACAUGAUUUAAUAAAUAUGAUUUUCCUCUCAGAAAUGAAGCAGAAAAGUCUUCAACUCUCUGAUGAAACAGUGAAACAUCGUCGGCAUAAAGAAAUAAAAACACAUGGGGUUAUGGAGUUCAUGAUUUUCAGCUGACAGGAAGUGACUCUGUCUCAUUGUCAAAUUGGAUUUAAAUGAUCGUAACCUGACUCUGAUGUUAAUCUCCGUUCACCUGUCCGCUCCUGUAAUCCGGGUUUUUCCAUAUUGUCUCCGUCUUCCUGAGUAAACCGAUCCGUAUGUGUUCUGUUCCAGCUGAAGUCUCGUUCCUCUGAACCGGCACCCGUCCGUCAGUUAGGACAGCAUCUGGUCCCUGAGAGCAGCUGAACAGGGGACACGGCGCCUGAAUAUGUAUCGGUGGAGUCAGGUGUCAGAGGCAGGUGCCUGAGCGGGCCAGGCUGUAAAUAAAGAGCAAAUACAUCUGUUUGAAUUAGAGGCUGAGAGGACAGAGAGCAGAGGAGAAGAAAUGUGAGUGACAGAAAAACGCAGAGGAGCAAGAUGGCGAGACGAGCAGCAGCUAUUUUUGAAAGGAGCGUUUAACUGAAUAAAACAUCACCCAGCUGCAGUCCAGAUUACAGAACUCACGAGGUGGGCGUGAAACCCCCCGUGUCCAAAUAAAGCAAACUCCUCACGUAGGUUUUGUUUUGCAAAGAGACGGAGCUGGACUGUUUCCACAUUCGAUUUUUCCUCUGCUGAACCAGAGAGACCCCCUCAAACGUGUCGGGAUUAACAACCGCGGCGUGUUGUUGGCGUUCCCCGGGAUCAGCUGUGCGUUCACUACCACGCGUGGCCCAAACAAACCGUCUGUUUUUAGAGCGCAGACGGAUCAAAUCUGUGAAUUUGAGCGAACCUCUCCUCAUUCACACUUGGCCCACUUCCUCGUCUGGAUCUAAGUGUGUCUCGGCGCUUUUUAUACUCCACAGAAAUUCAUCCUCGUCAUUCCCGCCGCCAUCAUCAGCUGUGACAUCUGUGACUAAUUAUGCUCACUGAACUCUGAAGGGAGAGCUUCGCAGACAUGUUUGUCUGAUGUACCUGCAGACGUGUCACAUGACCUCAUGAACAGAAAACGGUCUCUUCUUCUUCUGCAGAUUUAAACUGGAUCUACAAAAACAUUCAUCUGAUCAGAGUAGGGCUGGGCGAUAUGGCCUCAAAUCAAUAUCACGAUAUAUUGAUCAGUUCGUCUACUUCAGCUGCUACAACUUUCUCUCCGUCCUCCAUCUCCUCACCUGUCUUUCCCUCUUUGUUACAGACUGGAUGGGGCGGAGUCACGUCUCUGAUGUAGGACAGCGUCUUAAAGGGACAUGAGACCAUAGCCUACCUACACACAUCCAAAACUAACUUUGAUUUAUUUAGUUUUUUUACACCGCAUAUACCGACAUAGGCAAAAUGACGUCGGUUAUUGUCAUAAAUUCCGUUAUCGUAAAUUUUGGGUUUAUCGCCCAGCCCUAGAUCAGACUAACCCUGAACAUAGAGUUUAAUUCAUUCAGCUUUGGAUCGAUGCUACGACUCGCUGGAGUGACAGACUGAACCAACGUUUGAACCCACGACCAACAGCUGCUAAUGUUAUCACUACUAUUCACUCGCUACUUUUAAAUAUCUUAUUAAAAUAUUAAAAUAGGGUGACCGUACUCUGAAUCCCUUAAAAGACGACACGACUACAGGGGGCAGAGUUGCAUACAAAAUUUUGAGGGUUUUUCGGGUGAAGUCGAGUGUUUUUACGCACUUCUAACUUACUAAGUCUGCGCUACACAAACUCAAAACUUCCAAACAAAACCCCGAACAUUUGAAGGAUUUUAUAAACUCCCCCGGACAAAACCGUACAGCCCCCAAAAAGAGGACGUGUCUGGGUAAGAGAACUAAUGGUGACCCUCAUUAGAAGUUAACUUUCAAACUUCAAACUGACAUCCAACUAUUUCAUCCAGAUGUCCAUUUCUGUCGGCUAAUCCACCUGUAGAGUAUGUUAGCUCUCACUUUUGGUGAAUAUCUAAUAAACUGUGUAUUUUAAGGUGUAAACUGUAAACGGUUUUAAGGCAUGUCUCUAAUUAUAAGGCAGUAAGCCCACACACUUCUAUGGUUUGUUACUGAAACAGCGAUCGUGUCGUCUGAAUUCACUCCUGUCUCUUUAAAGCAGGUGCUUUUACACCAUCAUGAACACUAACCACAUUGUGUUUCUCCAUAAAGAGCCCAUUUUAAACUCCACGAUCACAUUAGCUCUUUUCUCCUCCUGCCCACACGGACAGAUUAAGCUCUUUAAACAGGUCCAUGUUGCCUGUGUUGACCCCCUAAAAGCCCACAAAGAAAUCCACCUUCACCAUGAUUUUCUGCUCUCAGCUGUCCUCCCCUCUGGAAUCUGUUCCCUACUUCACCUUUUUCCACUCCUCCUCUCAUUCUCGUACAGUAAAUGUGUACGCGAGCCGGCUCUCAGGCGGUCCAGCUGUGUUUUGAGUCUUAAAACAAGUCCGUAUCAACUGUGUAUCAGGUACAUAAAUCAGGGAAUAUAUUUAAUUACCCAACCCUCCCUGAGAUCUCACACUCCGCCUGGAAUGCCGCGCUUACUGACCUCAUGGAAAACUGCGGCCUGCCAAGGUUUCCCUCUCAUAUCCCCUAAAAAGGAACCCAAGGAGUACUUUUGAAAAUAGACCAGGAUGGGGGAUUUUUUUCACAGUGGAAGCAAAACAGAAGAGUUGGCUGGUUGGACACUCACAGACGGAGGUUCUGAUGGAGAAUGAGAGGCUGUGCAGAUAACCUGAGUGUACUGAGUGACUGUGAGCUCAGGUAGAUCCGGCUCUCUGUCUGACAGCAGCUCCGCUCUCUUUGGUCUGCUUCAGUGUUUGGGCCUCAGCUGUGACGCUGGACGACAGCACAUGCUCCCGGGCCAGAUUUGGAGCCCACACAGGGGUAACCGAGUUAAAGUGAACCCAGACAGACGCUCUGCCAACGCGCCGUUUCCUCUGGUGUUGCAUCAGGUUGCUUGUGGUGAAUCCAUCACGUCUGCCCCACUCUCUCUCUCUCUCUCUCUCUCUCCCUCUCUCCCUCUCUCUCUCUCUCCCUCUCUCCCUCUCUCUCUCUCUCUCUCUCUCUCUCUCUCUCUCUCUCUCUCUCUCUCUCUCUCUCUCUCUCUCUCUCUCUCUCUCUCUCUCUCUCUCUCUCUCUCUGGCUUGUUUUUCCACCAUCAGAGCAGAUAAUGAAAGUUUGAUUGGAGAGAUUAUUCCCACUAUUUUUCAGUGCUGACAGCAGCAGCAGAAUAAACUCAAAGUUAACUUGGUUCAUUUUGUUUUUUUGUAUAGAAAAAUGACAAAGUUCGUCACAAAUACUCUGAAAAGACGAUAUUUUCCCUCGGUGCCAAACUGACUUUAGUCUAAUGUUAUUUUAAAGACCACAGAGAGAACGACGCUUUGAUUCACGGUAAAUAGACGGUAUUUAUUCACGCUUUUGAACCACCGUGACAGACUGUAUUUUAAUCAGUAUUAUAAAAAUAAACUUUAAAGAGACCGCACUGUCGUAUUUAACGGCUAAAUUCCACAAGAUAUGGAACGGCUGUGCUGCGACGCGCUCCGCUCUGGAACGGCAGCCUGAUCAAUUACAUUAGUAUUAUAAUCAAUUAUAAUCAAUAUGCGUGAUUCCACACAAUGCGUCCGCCGUCAAGCUCCACUGGGGAUACACAAGGCUUCUAUUUUUGCUGGACGCCGCAGCAUAGCGCAUCAAUUCAGCGCAGCAUGAGCGGCAGCAGAGGUUGUACGCUGCUUCAAAGUAAAAUACCCGGUUAAUUUUCAAAAUAAAAUAAAGUCGAUAUAUGGAACUGUUCUUCACGUGAUAAUAGGAGGGCCCAGAAUUGUGGGAUGUGGGUGGUUAUACACACCGUCGAUCUCCUUCAGUGUCUCACGAUGAAACACGCGAGAUCUCGUCCAGUGUUGUGAGAAAUAUCGGUAAUAUCGCAAUCGCUUGUCCUCCGCUUGCGGCAGCGGAUCCGAUCCCGUGGGCGCUGUAUGCUCGUGUUCUUGAUCCAUCGGCCAUUCCGGAGCGCCGCGGAUCUGCAUGCCACGGAAUCCUGGUGUAAAGCUCCUGUUUGUUUUUGAGGCGGUGUUUGGCAGCCAAUCAGAGGCGUGUCUUCAGCAGCUGUGCCUCUGAUUGGUCGAUCUUGUUACUUCUAUAAUUGUCGAUGCUGUUCAGAUUUUUUUUUUUUCCAACCAGGCUGUAAACAUGUUUGUUUUUGUUGUAAAAAUUGUCUUUUUGAAUGGGUGUGUAUGUGGCUUCUGGUGCUUUUGUGGCUGGCCCCGAGUGGACAUGUAAGGUACUGCAGUUUUAGCACUUCUACAUCAGCUUCGUUUCUGAAGACUGGAGGUUCCUGCCUGGUUGUACCUCUACAUUAUUGCUUACUGAUUUAAAACAGGCCAAACUGAGUCCUGAAACAACAGUAAAGUAUAAUUUAGAGAGUGAAAAGGAUUCGGCGCCGCCUGAAUCCUCUCAGUUAUAUUUAUUUACACUCCUGGAAAUCUUUGCUUUCUCACACACGGACAUUACACAGCAGCUGUCAGCAGAGCCCCCGUGGGUCAAAGCUGAACAGAGUAAUGGAGGGAAGAGGGUGUAGAGUAGAUGUGUUUGAGUGCCUGAAUAAACAUUCACGGGGUCGUCUGGAGUUUGGGGUGUCUGUGGCGGAGGACUGAUGGGGUCUUUGGGGCCGUCUUUUAGACAGGGAUGAGACAGAACUCUUGGGAAACGGGGGCUAAUAGACGUUUUUUUGACGUAGCAUCUCUGGGUGUUAUCCACAGACAAGAGUUAGAGUGUGUGGGGUCGUGUACUGGUAUCUGUGGUCAGAGGCAGCUGGAGAUGAAAGUGAGCGGAGGAGCGGAGGAGGGGGGCAUGCUGGGAGAGGAGUGGGCCGCUGCUCUAAGACAGUCUGUACCCGACACACAUGACACGGUCGUGUUUAUUUGUACAGUGAUACAGCGUGUCCUCCGCUCUCUGCAGCGUAGAUUCAGAUAAGAGUGACGUCACCGAGAAAAACUGGGUUGACCAUUUACGGCUGAAUGUUAUGAUAGUGUGUCACACCUCUGAGCGCGCUCCGGCGUUUCAGGAGGAAUUUAUUUACAGUGACUCAGGUUUUACCGUCACGACCUCUAAGUACAGAUAUUAAAAACACAGACUGGGAUCACAGACAGAGUUUUACAGAAUCUUAUUAUUUUAUAGAUAUAUUUUAUUUUUAUUAUUUUGUUCCUUUUUUCUUAAAAUGAUAUAAUUUAAAAUGUUCUUUCUUUAGUUUUAGUUUGAUAAUAAGUCAUCAGCUGGUUUUGAAGCCUGUUUUUGAAUGGGUGUGUAUGUGGCUUCUGUGCUUUUGUGAUGGGCCUCAAGUGGACAUGUGAGGUACUGCAGUUUUCAGCACUUCGGCAUAACCCGGGAUUUUUACCGCAUCUGGAACGACUCCGGUCCAGAACGGCGGCGAUUUUUCCACCAAUUCCUACCAGAUCCGUUUGUGAGGCGAAUUUCAUGGUGGAUUACGGACAGCAGGAAUCACGAGAACUCACAAGAACCCGCGGAAUUAAGUGUAAUCGCACGAUAACGAGUUGUCUUGUAUGGUUAGCCACAUAGGCUAACUAUACAAGCAGUAGAUUGUGUCCUUCCAGAGGAGGAAAUCUACUUCUAGACUUCUAGAAUCAGCAUCUCCUCAACCAUGGUGUCAUCGGGGUGAAAUGACGUCUAAAAACCUUUCACUUGUUCGUCUCCGCCCGUUUAUUUUGAAAAGAAGUCGGAUGUUUUAUUUUGUGUCUGUCCCCGACUUCCUUUCCAGAAAAAAUAGAACUCUUGUGAUCAGCUGAGGAGUCCGGCGAUCUGCAGAGGAACGGAAAGAAGUCGGUGUAAAUUGACACGUUAACUUGAAUGGUUACGAUCAGCUACGAUCGGAGGAUACGACCUUUUAGGAGACGAUCAGGAUGUGGAGGAAAUUCGGGGUUAGUUUAAUUUGGUUCUAACUUGAUCCAAACAGACUGAGUUAAAUGGACAUAAUUCAGAUCAUGAUUGUCGCUCGUCAUUCUCACAUGUUUAGUAAAUUAAACACAUAAAUAUUAAUCAGUUUGUGAAUAAAAGGAGUUGGAUAACUUGUUUCGCUCCAUGUUACCCAACCCCUGACAAAAACUCCUCGUCCUUUUAAUGCAUGAACGCCGACACUUGUAAAUUAUUCCUAAAGUGAGGACUCCUCUCUUCCUCUCAUUAAACUGCUCUAAAGACUCCUGUUGGACCUCUGCCUCUCAGUCUGGAGUGAAACCCGGCACCACACUCACUUGUGUCUCGCUCAGCUGUGCGGCUCUGCUCGGUUCCCAGGGUGAAACUUCUGAGGACAUUAUCAGUCACCACCGAAGCCUGCAGAGACUCACUGCUGCUGCUGUCGUACACAUCCAGUCGCCUCCUCUCCCGGGACCUCAGGGGCUCCAUGGAGAGUUCCUGCUGAAUGUACUGUAUGUGAAUACAACAUGUGGCAUUACAUUACAUGAUUGUAAUUCCAGUCCCAGAGGAGGGACUGUGUGAACUCACCUUUUCAGGCUUCUUUGCAUAUUCUUGUUUCAUGAGUCUCAUUGGUUCCUGGGGAGGUCAGGUGAUGCUGAAAAAAACAGGCUCUGCUGUUCCCCGUCGUCCUGCUGGUCAGAACAAAUUGUUCCUGGUAAUCAAUGAAAAUUUAAUCGGGUAACAGAACCAGAGCUCUUACGGGCACAUUGUGCCAGUCUUUCAUGUAUUUUUAAAGCCUGUUUUUAUCUCUAACUAAUUAGUAAUUAGUGCCGUAACACCAGAGUGGCUGCCUGAGUAUCCAUGCCCGCUUUGUCCCUCAUCCAUCACCGCCGUCCUCAAAGAAAAGUGAAGGAUAAAGAGUUUAAACUUGGACUGUGGUGGAGUCGUUCAGAAAACAGAGUCUUAAUGUUCACAUUUAUCAUAAUAAUAAUCAUAAUAAUCAUGUUUUCUACUGAUUUCCCAUCUCAUUCAUGUGUACACAACAACAUCUCUGUUUUCACUUCUAGUUAAACCAGUUUAGGGCCUGUGUCCACAAACAGAGACUUUAGUAUCAUCACUUAAACCUGUUUUAUCACACAGAGCAUUUUUCAGUCUAAAUGUAGCCGAGAUGACUGGUCUGAAAUCAGGACUACCACAGGUCUAAAAUGAAAGAUUUUAGACCAAGUCUAAAUGUGAGCUAUAUCUAUACUAAACUGUAUAUUGCUCAAUGGCUAUCAUAAUUAUUUAGGUGAAGUACUUGGAGAUCAGUUAUGAAACUCACAGUUGAUUUUUGAAAUAGUUAUUGAAUAAAGGGUUAAAGUGCAACGUCUGAAAAUAUACAGAAUCUAGACGGUUGAAAUUAGAUCUGACGGUGUGGUUUGAUAUAAAGUAGAUAUUUAAGUCUAACCCUUCAGUUAUUGAUGGUAUUUUUCAUGUGUGUUUACAGUCGUCUGCAGGAGUUAAAGUCGUCAUCUCUCUGAUAAAUUAAAGGACGUUUCUGUCCACAGAGCUGAAGGUCUGAUCUCCAUGUCAGGAAACAUUAGCAGCAUUUUAAGGACAGCAAAGACACCAUGAGGGAAUAUUCCUCCUCUGGCUGUGACGGUUUGUUCUGGAGAAGUUAAAUCAAGGCUAUUAGCCUGUUGCUGGAGGCUUAAGCUAAGAUGAUUGGUUAUGAAUUAGGAUUCCCUAAUGAGAGGCGGCAGCAGGCAGGCGAGCAGGAGGAGGGAAUAAGAGGUUUGAGGACAGUGCACCUGUGUUCGAGCCCCUCCUGCCUGUUUGUUUUGUCUGAUCGUUCUUCGAAGGCUUUUGUCAGCGCUCAACAAUUCUUCUUUGAAAUGAUAAUUACUAGAAUAACAUUAGGAGACAAUUAGCCACUGGUUUCUGCAAAGUCCUUGUUAGUCACUCUUCACACUGGGACUCAAACUGAGCUUCCAGGAAGGAGGAGUGAGUGUUUGUUUGGAGGUUUGUAAAUCCUGACUGCAUGGACUGUCAAACUAACAGACGGUACAGGAGUCUGGGUUUGUUUAGAUGACACUCAAACUUCUCUGCUCCAUUAUUUUACCUUUCAGAGCUGUUAGGAUGGAAGUUUCUCCGGAUGGAAGUGAUCUAGCACACCUGGUGGCCCCAGAGGCCUGCAGACUGCUCACAGCACUGCGUCACAUUUGUGUGAGAGAGCGGAGAAGCUCAGCGAAGAUGAGUUUGUCAUGCGAGCCUCUCGACUGCUGGCCUUGUCGCCCGCGGCUCUUACGUCUGCUGGUGAUGAGUGAUGCUGUCACUCCUGUUGUCCCGAUGUCUUGAUAAGCUUCAGCCCGCCGCUAACAGAGCCUGACAGGCCGACAGCUCAGCGCCCGCGCUCACCUGAACACGCUGUUCUGCUCUUACUGUACCGGGUCAGCGUUUAUUUAUGACUGCGUUUGACCAGGAGUCUGAACGAGAAAGACAAAUAAAUGUUAGGAACAACAAAUAUUAAAAAAGAUUGCAGUUAUAUACGCUGGGAAUAAACAGUUUUAAUACUGACAUGAAAUUACAGAUUAAAGCUCCUGUGAGAGACUUUAUGUUUUUGUUAGGUUUGGCGCCCCCUGUGGACAGAGCAGUCCUGGCGAUUUUUGUGUUUAGUUGAUAGGAUAGGGUGAAAUGUGGGGAGAUAGAGAUGGAGUGGGGAGGACCUGCCGCAUAUGGUCAGGGCCGGACAUGAACCCACAACCACUGCGAGGACCAUGGUCCCCAUACAUGGGGCGCGCUAGCCCGCUCGGCCAUCUUUGCGCCCCGUUCUGGCUUAUCUUGACCUCCACAAAAUCUCAUCCUGCCAACUCUGACAAAUGUGGAUAUUUUUGUUUAAAAUGUAAGAACAGGGCGGCUGUUCUCCAGCUGCCCGGUGUUGGUACUAGAUGUGUUCCCGCUGCUAGAUCAGCUCGGGGCAGAUCUGGCGUCACGCUAUAUGAUUGGCUGGAAGUUGGUUCAGAUGACAUUGCAGAUUGGGGUUGGUCCGGACAUUAUGGAAGCGUUUUUUGUUGGAUUAGGUUUUAUUGGAUUGUGGGAUUGUAAACUGAAACAUUCAAGGGGAAAAAUAAAAAAUAGAAAAGUUAAAAUAACCUGGUUGCAUAAAUAUGCACACGCUUAAACCAGUUUUUAUAUCCACUGUACCCCCCCACAUUGAUCAAGUUCUCAGGAUAAAUGAUUAUCCAAGAGUUCGAGUAUUUAAAGGCUGAUUGUUAAAAAUGGACAUAUGCUUUUUAAAGUUGAAACAAAGAGCCUCUGUGGUCGAUAAAAGGGAUAAUUGAGUUCAGCAGACAGCAGCUUCAUGGAGAGAAUUGGGAGGAUUAUCUGUUGUUGAUGUUAAAGCUGUUUUUAUAGCAUAUAAUUGGACAGAAAAUGGUCCGUUUGGUGAAAUGGACUGCGAUAAAUCCAGGACCAAUGACAACAGAGUAAUCUCGGUUGUCUCUUUGUCAUCAGGAAAUGACUAAAGACUCACAAAACGGCAACACCACUAAAAAGCAAAAUGUCUCCCCGCUUGGCACCAGGUCUGCUUUUUCCUUCCACGGGGAGAUACAUCAACUUUAAUGGCUUUCAUUUCGGCGGCACAAAUCGGGCGAGCUUUAAACCGAUUUGGCAGCAGACAGACAGAUGGCUUUACGGCACAGAUCAGCAUGACAAUAAAACCAGAGCCUGCAGAAUUAAAUCAACUCUCGUAGUAAUUACAUUCAAACUGUUGGUCAACCUUUUCCAUUUGCCGAUCUCUUUGUUAUCACGCACGUCAUCUUCCAGCUCCUGUGAGCAACAGGUCCACACCGAGCGGGGAGGGGGAUAAAUCGUGGGCAGCGGUGAUUCGAGUGAGACGAUAAAAGGGAAGGAUGACGUCAUGAGAGAAAAGGUGGACGCUCCACCUGACAUGAUGAAUGGGAGAUCAAAUUAGUGCCAACAGUCAUGAGCUGGGCCGUGUGAGGAGUGUGUCCUGAGUUAUCCUCUUCUAAAGAUAAAAACACAAAAACACAAAAACACAAAAACACACGUCAGAGGUUUUAUUUUUAAAGAGGAUUUAGAUUCUCGGACCAAAAGGCCUCUUCUUUUCUCUCUCUGUGUUUUUAUGUUUAUAUUUUAAAGGUGUUGUAGUCAGGAUCUGAGUUAGUUCCAGUUUUUAGGAGAAAUCUUGAAUGUAAACUCUACCCCUCCCAACCAGUUUUCCCCUCAGCUCCUCCUCUCCCCUCAAGCCCCGCCCACAAACAGACACUCCUGCUUAAAUUCAGAUAUAAUGCAGAUAAAUACUUCAGAUCAUUACAAAUGGGGCCCAGUCAAGGUGAAAGUCAAAAGCAUUGGUGCUACUGUAGAUGCCAACAGACUACCAGCAAACACAAUGUUUGCAGGACUUCUACAACGAGGAUAAAGUGACAUAGUCCAGGACCCGAGGGAGGACAGUUUAGCGAUGGCGCUACAACACGCUACAGCAGGUCCGUUUGACAAGAAACACUUCUGUUACAGACACUUGUCUUACUUUGUUAAAGCGGUUUACCUGUCCAGCAGAAAGGUUACAGGGUCACCAAGAUCCCCAAGCGUCCCCCAUCGUUUAUGUUGACCCGGCUUUUUAGCUCUUGUCCGGUCUACCUCCGUUUUAAGCGCCCGUUAUUCCUCCAGAGUCUCCGGUAUUUGACUGAUUAUGGUUGACUGUUUUCUUGUUGACUGAUUAUGGUUGACGUUUUCUUGUUGACUGUUUUCUUGCUGACUGUUUUUUGUUGACUGUUAUCUUGCUGACUGUUUUUUUUUUGACUGUUUUCCUGUUGACUGGUUUGGUGUUGACUGUUUUCUUGUUGACUGUUUUCUUGUUGACUGUUUUCUUGCUGACUGAUUAUGGUUGACUGUUUUCUUGCUUGUGUCGGCAGUCGUGGCCAAAGGAGGAUUCAGACAAUUUUCCGAACUUUCUGGUUGGUUUCUACUGUCCGAUAUUGUAGCACGCUAACUUUGUUUGGGCUCCUGAACGACACGGGGGAGCAGCGUCUGCCUCACAACCAAUCAGGUUAGAGGAGGUGGAGAACGGCUUUGUUUACAGUCAGAAAGAGCGGACCGCUCAAAAAUGUUCAAAUGUUGACGACACAGACAUAAGAGAACACAGAGAUAUCGAUAUAUUACCAAAUGUCAUCAAUAACUAAUAACUAUUGACUGAUAUUAGAAGAGUUUUUGUAAAUAAGCCAUAAAAAAAAGGUGCUUCUUUAACGGAGUCCUGGUUACUCCACCUUUAACCGGAGUGGAGGACUAAAGGUGGUGAAAAUUCUCUCAUUAGCUUCUCCGCUGUGAGGGAUGGUCAAUGAAUUAUUCAGGCUGAGUCCCCCAUACCUGACAUCAAUACUUGGUCAUCCCCGCCGCCGCCGCCGCUGCUGCCGCCGCUGCUGCCGCCACACUGCUGUGCAUUCUCAUCUUCAAUUGCAUUUUGCGAGUGUGAAAUGAAGAGCCUUUGAGUUUGUCUGAAGUGCUGCUGGAGGAAUAUCAAUCAGUCUGUUUCAUUCAGGUUUCCAGACCCUCCUCUGCUCUGUGGUUCUACCUCAGUAACCCUGCUCCUCUCUCUCCUCCCCCCUCAGGAUACGGUCAUGCUGCCCCCAGCACGGACGGAGGGAAGAUCUUCUGCAUGGCCUACGCCCUCCUGGGUAUCCCUCUGACCUUGGUCAUGUUCCAGAGCGUGGGUGAGCGGAUCAACACCUUCGUCAGGGACCUGCUCCACCGUUUGAAGAACUGCCUUGGCAUGAGGCGCACAGAGGUGUCCAUGGCCAACAUGGUGAUCAUCGGCUUCAUCUCCUGCAUGAGCACGCUCUGCGUCGGAGCGCUGGCCUUCUCACACUUUGAGGGGUGGAGCUUAUUCCACGCCUUCUACUACUGCUUCAUCACGCUCACCACCAUCGGCUUCGGGGACUACGUGGCGCUGCAGAAGGAGCACGCGUUGCAGACCAAACUGGAUUACGUGGCCUUCAGCUUCAUCUACAUCCUGACCGGCCUGGCUGUGAUUGGAGCGUUCCUCAACUUAGCCGUCCUUCGCUUCAUGACCAUGAACGCCGAGGACGAGAAGCGGGACGCCGAGCAGAGGGCUCUCCUCGCUCACAACGGCCAGGCUGGAGGACACAUCCACUGUCCUGUAGACCCCACCUCCACCUCCUCCACGCCCUCUGGGUGCGGCGGAGGCGGGGGAGGCGGAGUUGGAGGCAGCGGGGGCGGGGCAGCCAGCAGGGGUCUGCGUAACGUCUACGCCGAAGUUCUGCAUUUUCAGUCCAUGUGCUCCUGUCUUUGGUACAAGAGCAGAGAGAAGCUGCAGUACUCCAUCCCCAUGAUCAUCCCACGGGACCUCUCGAACUCGGACACCUACAUGGAGCAGGGGGAGGCCUUCUCCAACCCCCUCCACUCCAACGGCUGCGUCUGCAGUCUGCAGCGCCACUCGGGCAUCAGCUCCGUCUCCACGGGUCUGCACAGCAUCAGUAACUACAGGAGACUGAAUAAACGCAGGAGCUCCAUCUAAACCAGGACGACUCUGUGUCCGACCACAGAGGGACCCUCCGUUUUUCAGGUGAACACAGAGAGGGGCGGGACUUCUGAGAUACGCCCCCUUCAGGCGCCGAGAGGCCUGCGGGAUGCAGCCAUGUUUCUUCAUGAAGCUGUUCGAUCUUCAGAGGAAAAGACGUGAAGCUCUGAGUGUAUUUAAUACAAUAAUGUUGAAUUUUCUUCACAUGCUGUUAAAAAGGGACGAGACACACUGUGAGACAUGAUGUUAGUGAGAGAGAGAGAGAGAGAGAGAGAGAGAGAGAGAGAGAGAGAGAGAGAGAGAGAGAGUUUGUAUUUACUGUAAAUAAAGAAUAAAGCUCCACUAAGAAAUAUUUUAUUGAAAAUUCAUAAAUCCACUUUCUUCUCCCAGAGUAAUUUUAUCUUUGGUUUUUACUGAUAAAAACUUCAGAGGAUGAAAAUGUGAAUAUUUGGACUCUUCAGGUUUUCUGAAGUUCAGGUUCUGAACUUUCUCAUCUGCUUCAUUUUCUGUCAGUCUGAAUGAAAGUCUUAUUGACCACGUUGUAACGCUCUGAUUGUACCAACUGACUGAACUGGUGUCAGUAUCCCUCAUCAGGACCAGAACCAGAAUCAGACCUCACUGUUGUUUUAGUUUCUCCGGUUUCUCUAUCUUCGUCUGUCUGAUUCACUCUCUCUUCAUGUAGACUCAGCGCCUUUUUUCACCGCAUCCGGAACGGCGGUGAUUUUCGCUGUCCGUCAAUUCCUACAUGGAGUGUUUUAUUUUGAAAAGAAGCCGGAUGUUUUAUUUUGUGUCUGUGCCCGACUUCCUUUCCAGCAGAAAGGAAGUCAAAAAAUAGAACUCUUGUGAUCAGCUGAGGAGUCCGGCGAUCCGCAGAGGAACGGAAAGAAGUCGGUGUAAAUUGACACGUUAACUUGAAUGGUUACGAUCAGCUACGAUCGGCGGUUAAGACCUUUUUGUAGCGGUUCCAUAUGCGGUGGAAAUCGGGGGUCAGGCUGUACGACGAGGUGGACUGGUUUGUGCACUACAGUUUUAAAGCCUCGAGUUUAACAUGUCGACCGCCACCAUCUUUGUUUGUGUGUGUCGGGAAGAUCGAGAAGUUAGCUAACACUGGUUCAAAGAUAACCUGAUAAUCUGACACUGAUUUUGAUUGGCUAACUCAAACACACCACAAAUAAACAAACAGUUAAACUUCGUAUUCACGCCAAAUGCCGAUUAAGUCGUUAAGCGGCGUUUUGUACGUCUGCACACGAGCAGUCGUACCCUCAAGCUCAGGUUAGGAACCACGUGAGGAAUCGGGUCACUUCUUUUGGACCUAAUAUAAAGACCUUUAUCUUUAAAUGGUAAAGUCGCCCCCUGGUGGCCAGUGGAGAGGAUGCAGGCUAACAUCACUUUCAUAUCGGUUUCAUUUUGACGACCCGCCUCCGUCUGUUACUCAGUUUAAUUAAAACGCAGCUGUUUGUUUAUAGUUUCAUGAAGAGCAUGAGCGCCCCCUGUGGUAGAGACUCAGAUCACACUCACAAGCUUUAGCGCUCUGGACUUCAGCGUCCAGUCGUCUUCUUUUUUCAGUCUUUAUUCUGUCAAAGUUGGUUUUGUUUUGUAAAUUAUUAACCCUUUAUUGUUAUUAGUCUGACAUGUUUGUCUCGAUGUAAACGACGUGUUAUUAUUAUUAUUAUUAUUAUUAUUAUUAUUGAUAAUAGAUGCAGUUAACCUUGGAGUUUGCACCUCAUGCACUUAGAGGGGUUUUCCAAACACACUUGAUUCAGCCGACUGAGGUCUUUAUGCAGAUUUUUCACGUCAAAUCUUUGAUUAAUUUAUUUUAUUUUUGUAGAUUUAUUUUACAGUUUUAGUCAUAUCGAGUCUAAAGAGUCAUAUUCAGUUUUUGUUUUCCACUGGAACAUCUUUAUGUCUGUUAUCAUCGUUUCGUUUCCCUCAUGAACCGACAGAGGGUCUGCAGUCAGCUGUGUGUGGAUUUACAUUAACCCUGUUUUUAUCUUUGGUCAUAAUAAAUAUGAUUUAAAACAGCA
Messenger RNA from Xyrichtys novacula (pearly razorfish), 34693 nucleotides. Lineage: Eukaryota; Metazoa; Chordata; Actinopteri; Labriformes; Labridae. The record is from the annotation of a GenBank genome assembly.